Molecule: messenger RNA, 1751 nt
Organism: Spodoptera exigua (beet armyworm)
Lineage: Eukaryota; Metazoa; Arthropoda; Insecta; Lepidoptera; Noctuidae
Source: the annotation of a GenBank genome assembly
UUCGCCCGGUGAUUCACGCGCGAAGCGGUCGCGUGUUGUUGUUCCUGCCGAGUGAUUUAAUAGUUUGUACCUCGUACUUACGUGCUCCAUUGCAAUGGAGGAAAUUAUCGAUGAUGGUGAAGACACAAGCGAUUCAGAAGUAAUAGUUAACAGUCAACAAGAAUAUGAACACAUACAAAUUAAUAGUGUUAAUGAAGAAAAUUCGCAAGAAGAAGGAAGAAGUAGUGUGAUGAAAAGAAAAGAGAGAGAAGAUGAUUAUAGUGCAGAAGAUGACUUUAUUACUGUUGAGAAGAGAAAACCCAAGAAAUUUAAUCGAAGUGAUUCCUCAGAAUUUCUACCCAACAAGAGGGUAGAUCGAAAUAAAAAUCAAAAUGAACAAAUAGAAGACAUUAAUACCUACGAAGUUUGUAUUACUUCAAUGGAAAGUUUACCAAAACAAAUGGCUUUGGCUAAACUUCUUAGAAUGGAGAAUAUUAAAGGAAUCAGCAGAAUCAAAUAUAAAAGUUUUAACAAAGUACUGCUACAGUUUAACAAAGAAGAAGAGGCCAAUAAUUUACUAAGCUGUCAAAAAUUUAAGGAUAUGGGUUUUAGGUGCCAGAAGGUAAAUGAAUUGUCAUUAUGUUACGGAAUUGUAAAAGGAGUAGACAUGGAUAUGAAUGAAAAUGAAUUACAGAAAUUAUUAGAAAGUGAGUCUAAAAUUAUUUCUAUUAGUCGACUGAAAAGACUGAACGCAGACGGUAAAUGGGUCGACAGUGAAACUGUAAGGAUUUGUUUUGAGGGAAACACCUUACCAACACACGUAUACGCGUACGAUUGUCGCUUUAAAGUUGACGCAUACGUGUUCCCGGUGACUCAAUGUUCAGGAUGUUGGCAAUUUGGACAUGUAUUAAAGUAUUGUCCAACAAAAAAGAAGUUAUGUCCUAAAUGUGGAGGCAGCCAUGAAAACUGCGAUACAAAAGAAUUGAAGUGUUUAAAUUGUAAAGGUCCCCAUAUUGUUCUAGAUAAAACAUGUCCCUUAUAUCUUAAAGAAAAGCAAAUCAGAUUAAUUAUGAGCAAGGAACAAAUACCCUACCGAAGAGCUCUUCAAUCAUUAAUUGAGAAUCGCGAAAAGACUACGAACUUGUCCCAAAGUUCACAUAGUCCAACUUUGUUUACAAGUAUAGUAAGAGGAAUGAGAACUUAUAGUGAUGUAGUCUCAAAGACGCCAGUCCAACGAGAAGCAAGGGUAUUCAAUACAAAUUCAAUGGAACAGUCUGGCGAGAUAGCACUGGAAACCAGAAGUAGUAAAGAAACGGCUAAAAAUAAAAAACCUUUGAAGACCAAACAGAGAAUUGAAACAACUCAAUUUGAAGCGGAACAGGUGGUGGAGACAGAGAGUGGAGCGUCGCAGAAAGAAGAGGUAGAAAAGGGUAAUCAACAAGAUGAACAAUUACGGUAUAGAUUUGAAUUUACUAAACUAAUAUUAAAGAUGAAGGGUAUUUUGAUGUCUGAGGACAAAUUAGAGGCUAAAAUUAUUUCAGUUUUAAGAAUGAUUUGGGAGGAAAUUUUGAAGGUAAUACUAUCUAUGUUUUCUAAAGGAGAUGUUAUUGAAAAAAUGGUUAAUUUUAUAAAUGGGUAAUAACGUUCAUGAUAAUAUACAGAUAAAUAUACUGCAAUGGAAUGCACAAAGUCUACGGCCAAAAUUAAUAUCUUUUAGGGAGCUUUUAUAUCAAGAAAAUAUACAUAUAGCUAUUCUUAGUGAGACAUGGCUU